Molecule: messenger RNA, 1212 nt
Organism: Rodentolepis nana
Lineage: Eukaryota; Metazoa; Platyhelminthes; Cestoda; Cyclophyllidea; Hymenolepididae
Source: the annotation of a GenBank genome assembly
UUGGAGUCAUGGAAAGCUUUCAGCAAAAUCUAUUAUUUUGACUUAAUCAUUUAUUAUCAUUUCUUAUUUCAGAUCGAAGACGAAAAUGAUAAUCGACCGAUACCUGAUGCUCCUGAAUAUCGUUUUCAUGUCACAGAGAACACUCCGGGUCAAACCAUCGUUGCUACUGUGACAGGUAGAGACAGAGAUGCUACGGGAAACCGAAUCAGUCACGAGAUUGUUAGUGGUGAUCCUGAUGGAUAUUUUAUCAUCAAUCCCUCUACAGAACCUACUGUAUGGCUGGGAUCACUUAUUUCCCUUGGUAUUCCUCUCAGACCCCAUACUGUUGAAUACCCUUCUCAUUCAAAUAACUCAACCACUUCGGAUAUCAAGCUAGUUGUGAUGAGACAAAUCGCGACGACUGACCGCCCAAUUGAUCGAGAAACUUCCUUUAUAAGCAACCAAGGUCUGCCCACUGAUGAGGUUCAUUUAGUCAUUCAACUAACGGACAGUGGGGAGCCGAGUAAAACCACGGUGGUGCAUGCGACGGCUGUGAUCGAUGACGUGAACGAUAACACCCCGCAGUUUCUCUUCACCGGAACAGAGUGUGGCAGUCAAGUAGAGGAGGGAGAGGAGUGCUACCACUUCGUGCAUCGUCUUAGCCCUCAUGGUAACAAUUCGUCUUGUCUUGGUCGUGUGUUUGCGGUGGAUUUAGAUCGCGGCGCCAAUGGCACUGUUGUUUACGAGAUGGCACAACCCGACUCCUUCUUCUCUGUCGACCCAGUUUCCGGACUAGUAUGCCCUACUGGGGCUCCUCUCACAGAGCCGUCUGAAAACCUCAUCUGGGUAACAGCGAGUGAUCAUGGGUCUCCACCACGUUUUACCACUCAGCCGAUAGCAAUUCACAUUUCUGUUCAGAAACAGAUCUCAGAUUUAGAUCUUCCCGCUGACUACCAGAUCCGAUUCAUUUCAUUACCUCCUAAAAAGCUGACCGUCAGUCCACGAACUCCUCCAGGAACUGUUCUUUACAACAUGGAAGUAGUUCUUGAUACAUCGCUGAACGCGAAUUGGACAUUCAGCUUUGCAGCAAAUUUUAUUGAUGUUGCUGCAUCAGCCUUCGUUAAUAAAGCUCUCUCCCGGUGGUUGGUUAAACUUAUUCAAAUUGCUCGAAGUGUUUUUAAACGGUCUGUUGUUACAAAUCCUAAACUCAAUCAAAAGUGGUUGCUGAUUUAA